Molecule: messenger RNA, 951 nt
Organism: Adineta steineri
Lineage: Eukaryota; Metazoa; Rotifera; Eurotatoria; Adinetida; Adinetidae
Source: the annotation of a GenBank genome assembly
AUGUUGAAAGUCGAAUAUCCAUGUCGUACAAUUUCAUCAUCCUAUGAAGAUUUAAAUAAACCAAUAAUUACCGCAAGUCAAGCAAAGAAACAUUUACAUGAUAUUCGUGUUCAACGUCAAAAUCAGUUAACAGCAAAUAUUAAUGAAUGUCAUAGACUUCAAGCUAUUCAUAAACAACUUUUUAAUCAUCAAUUAAAUUCUUCUUCUUCUUCUUCUUUUGAAAAAUCUCCAGAUAAAAAAUUAAUUAAUAAUGAUUAUGUUUCAUAUGUAAAUAAAUAUUCUAUACCACGAAUAAAAUAUGCAUCUAUUAUCUAUCGACAAGCAAUACCAACAUUUGAAUUAGAUCCAUUAGUUGAAUCAAAAAAUGAUACGCCCAUUAUAAAAGAAUUAACACAUUAUUUAUCCGAAUUACCUUGUACAAGUUCAAAUGAACGUAUAAGAAAAAAUAAUCGAUCAUUUUCAUCAAUAAAACACGAUCGUGAAAGAAGCUUAAGUGUUUCUUCUGUUUCAUCAACUGAUAAACGAGCAAAUAAAGUCUAUGAAAAAUGGCCUGAUUAUAAUCAAAUAAGUGAAAUUGUUGGUUAUCGUAUUAAUCCUCCAUCAUCAAAACUAAUUACAUCUAAAACCAUAUUAUCUCGUCCUUCAAAUACAAAUAAUCAACAGAAACGAACUACGUCAAAUAAACUUCCUACAGUUUCAAAACAAAAAAAAACUUCAUCACGUACUAUACAACAAAAAUCAUCAAAAUCUAUUAUUCCAUCUACAACUAUCGAAAAACCAUUAUCACCAGAACUUCCUCCUCCUCCUCAACCAAUUAAAGAGGUUCAACCAAUACUUCCAAAUCUUCUCUGUCCAUCAUCGUUAACAUAUUCACAUCGAAUACGAACUCGUCAAUGGUUAAUAAAACAUAAUUUUUCAUCGAAUACAAUUCGUACUCUUCCUCUUCUUUAA